AUGGACGAGCAGGGAAGUUUUGAGCAGUGGUAUUUGGGGUUAGAAGCAACAAUACGAUUAGAACAGCAAGUUUAUACUAUGAACAGAAAACUAGAGGAAGAGAAAAGACAACUGGAGGAGGAAAGGAGGUAUUUCGCCGAAAAAGGGCAGCCCGAGGAGGAAAGGCAAUUGGAAGACGAAAUUAGGAAACGCGAGAAGGAACUCGCGCAACAGGGGAACCUUAGGAAACUUAAGGAAGAGGUCAGGUAUCUUCAAGAACAGUACAGGCAGCAUGAGGAGGAGAUGAGGCAGCAUGAGAAGGAGAUGAGGCAGCAUGAGGAGGAGACGAAGCAGCCGGGGGAGAAGCUCGGAUGGCUUGUUCAAAAGACAACAUUCUUGGAAUAUAUCCAGCACUUGCACGAAGCUCUUCCAGAUCCGCUGAACCUUGAACCCCGUGCAGACACACACAGAGAUAUACUCAUACCGAAAGCAAGGGUCUGUCCAGAGCGGCUUGAGCACUGGUCUCAAUGUGACAAUGAGCAGGAGCAGAUUUACCGGCAUAUCUGUGAAUUCUUUGAGCCAACUGAUGGCCCGCCAAAGCGAAUUUUCACUCCAUUCAUAAUAUCAAUAAGCUUCAAGGAGGAUCUUGAGAUCUAUUUACAAGAUUCUGUGCAAAUGCAGAUCGAGCAUAUCAUUGAGGAGAUCUGCGCCAUUCCUGCUGCCCGUGCCGCCUUUCAUCUUGGGGGCGAUCGUAUGAGAUACGUCGCUUCCCAUGGGGAACUGCGUUCGCGUGCACCAACGUGGAUCGAGGACAGUGAGCGAUGGCCUCCUGGACCCGAAUCAUUUUGUAUUCAUGAUAUGGAAGAUGGCAGAAGAGGAAUUGAUGCACGCUUAAGGGGCGAGUUCAUACUCCCUAACAAGCUGACUAUGGAAACGCUCCGUGCAGGAUUGUGGUCGAUGGACUCCUAUGCUGAAGUCUUACACAACGGAGUGGUCCCAUUGACAGAAGCGGAAAGGAUCACACGCAAUGCAACGCGCCUGGCAGGCUCAGCUCUGGUCCAGCUUUACAACGAAAUGAUAAGCUAUGGGUUUGAAUACGGGUAUAUAACCACAGGAGAAGCAUUGGUCCUGCUCAAAGUCCCCUACGACAAUCCCUCAACCAUUCUCUAUCGCGUCUGCGAGCCGAGUAUCGAAGCAACUCCAGGGAAUCGUGAUGGGUUCUUGCGGCCUGUGACAGCCAUCGCGCGAAUACUAUGUCUAUGCUUGAUGAGCUGCGCCUCGCAGAUCCGGAGUCCUGAUUGGUGUAUCAAAACAAAAGCAAGUCUACCUACUUGGUUGACCGGGUUUGAUUAUGAAUACUUCAUUCAGACUCAGAAGUUCAUGCCAUCGGAUGACUAUUCAGGCACGACGACUCUUUCACCGCACUCCAUUUGCGGUCAGGGAACUGCAAGAGAAUUACCAAUUCGACCCCGUUCUCAGACGAGCUCCGUGGAAGGUACACAGCAACCUUCCCGAGAGGAAGUACAGGAUGGUGAACCGUAUUACGCAUCAGGGCACAAACGUCGCCUUAUCAAGUCCGGAUCUUCGGCGUCGCCUGCGCCGGAGCAACAAUCGAAACGGUCGAAACGCCCAGAGCCUUCAUGCAGCACCAACCCCCAGCAAGAUAGACCGUUCUGCACUCAAAAAUGCCUGCUUGGCUUGAAGGAGAGCAGAAAGCUGGACGAAAAUUGCCCGAACCUGGAACUUCACCAACAGAGCGGAAGUACGUUUCACUUACAUGGUGUGGGGAAAAUUCGGCAUAUGCUGAUGAUGGGCUGGGGUGGAGAGCCUAUUAACAAGGCUGCAUACGAGCAAGGGGCCUACAAGAAAUACUUGAAGAAGGCUUUAACCCCAGUUCGGGAUCUCGGGGUUCUGCAUGGAGACCUUUCGGCGGGGCAUCUUCUCUGGAAUGAGGAGCUGAAUCGGCUUAUGCUCAUUGACUUUAAUCGUUGCAGGCUGAGUCUGCCGAACCCCGUGGAGUGGAAGCCGAAGUGGUUGACGGAGUGGGAUUCUCUUGCAAAGGAGGAGGAGAAGGACUAUCAUCGUCAGCAUUGUUCGUUUCAUAGGACAUGCAUACAUCCGUUGACUAGGAGUUGUCCGAACGAGAAGUUUGAUGUGUGCUGA
This is a messenger RNA of Aspergillus welwitschiae, 2142 nucleotides long. RefSeq lists its product as uncharacterized. Bases 1 to 2142 code for a protein of 713 amino acids. The record is from RefSeq and is a predicted model, not a curated record. The transcript is spliced from 4 exons. NCBI's taxonomy places the organism in Eukaryota, Fungi, Ascomycota, Eurotiomycetes, Eurotiales, Aspergillaceae.